UCAAUUUAAUAAAUAUAUUGUGAUCUAACAGUAAACAGGGCUACACUUCCAAAGCAAUCAGUUUAUUGAAAAAAGCCAUUGAAUUGGACGAAGAGUUUGCUGAACCGUAUUCAGCGUUGGCUUCACUUUACGCCCAAAAUGGUCGCAACGAAGACGCGGAGAGACUUCACUUACAGGCCCUUCAGUUGGACUCUGAAAACGCGGACUUUUGUAAUAAUUUCGGUGCCUUUUUGCAGAGGACUGGUCGUAGCGAUGAGGCUGUGAAGCAAUAUCUGAAAGCGAUUGAAAUACAGCCCAACCAUACGGUGGCUCUGGUGAACGCCGCCCGGACUCUCAAAUCCAUGAAACACACGAAGAAAGCGGAGACACUUUACAAGAGACACUGCAAUUUGAUGAACAGCAGUGACGGACGACCGCAACAAUA
This is a messenger RNA of Medioppia subpectinata, 424 nucleotides long. Lineage: Eukaryota; Metazoa; Arthropoda; Arachnida; Sarcoptiformes; Oppiidae. The record is from the annotation of a GenBank genome assembly.